Messenger RNA from Trichosporon asahii var. asahii CBS 2479, 393 nucleotides. RefSeq lists its product as uncharacterized. Lineage: Eukaryota; Fungi; Basidiomycota; Tremellomycetes; Trichosporonales; Trichosporonaceae. The record is from RefSeq and is a predicted model, not a curated record. Bases 1 to 393 code for a protein of 130 amino acids. The transcript has a single exon.
AUGAUGACGAGACGGAGCAAUAUGAAUGCCGUUCAGAUAGCAGAGGCGAUGAUCACGCGGCAAGGCGAUAAGCAGAGCUGGGUGAACGCAUACCGAACAGGAGAGGUACUCUUCGUCGACUGCCACUCCCUCGACUCCUCCCCCCAACCCCCCUUCGACCUCGGUUCCUCCCCCGACCUCGUCUGCCACCCCUUCGACUCCUCCCCCCAACCCUCCCUCGACUUCGGUCCCUCCCCGUCGGCUUCGGAGUGCCCCCCUGCCCCCUCGGCUCAGACCGUUACCAACACCGUCACCCAGACUGCCACCGUCACCGGCCCUGCCCCCAGCAGCACCGUGUGCAUCUGCAAGUGUGACGCCCCUGGCGCCAAGCCCAUGCCCAAGUUCGAGCUCUAA